AUUCUUUUUUUAAUUUGAGUCCAGAAAAGUUAAUAAAUAAAGAAACUUAUUUUUAAAAAUUAAAUCUCGUAUUUUCAGUCCAAUAAAAUUUUGCAGGGAACUCGUUAAACAUUUUUAUGUUUUUCUGCCCCCAGAGUCAUUAAAAAUGGAAAAACUCCCUGAAAUCAAUAAAAAAGCAAUAAUCGUCAGACUAACAAUACUCCCGACGAAAUCGAAUUAUCCCCAGAUAGCAGCACCCACCUCAAUCUCAAAUUACGUCACAAUCUUGGCCAGUAUGGCAGUAUCGUGUCGCGUAGAUCCUCAUUCCGGUAGUAUCACCUCUCCUUCUCCCGUAAACAUAAAAUAAACAAGUCCAUUGUUCACUCUUAAACAAACUCGUGACCUCGUUGAGUAAAAAUGCCAGUUGUCCAUUCAGUCCUGGAGCCAGUGAUCCACUUGUGUUGAUUUUGAGUGACUCAUAGGGCUCGGUGACGUUGACAGGUGGGUUCUGUCACUCCCGAGAGUGUUGAUCAGAGUUUAUGAAAAUGUUCGCGGGUUUGAAGAAUAAAAUACGCGAGGAAAUCGGGAGUGAUGUGUCAGCUGUGGUGAGAAACGCUGGUUCUGUCAGAGGUAUCAACUCCAGACAAAUCUCCCAGACUGGUUCCUCCAGCAGCAUAAGCGGCUCACAAAUAUCCCUGGAUGAGACUCGUGACGGCAGUGCCAUAUCCCCAUCCCCCAUCCUCCAUCGCAAACGAGAAAACAGUUUGGAUUUCAAAUUGAGCGAUGGUACACCAUUGACACCGAAGGAUAUUAAAAAAUUGGAGAAUCGCGAGGAGGAGUGGAGAAGACGUUUGAUGAAAAAAGAGGCAGAAUUGCAGAAGAAAAUUGACAAGAAGGAUGACGAGUGGAGGAUUAAGCUGCUCGAGAAGGAGAAAGAGUGGAAGAAGAUCCUCGAGAAACAGGAGAAGGAUAAAUUGAAAGUUGAAGAGGAGAAACAGAAAGCUGAACAUGCCAGGAGCUCGCUGGAACUGGCCCUCAGGGACGCCGAAGAGUACAAAAAAAAACUUUACAGCUUCCAAGAGGAUGCUGAGCAGCUCGAGGGGUUCCAGACACAGGAAAUGGCCAAAAUCAAACAUUUAUUAUUAGCAAAAGAACAAGAAGUUGAUGAAAAAUCUCAUCACUUAAAAUCAGCCCUGACCGAGAUCGAAGCCCUGAAGACUGAACUCUCUCGACUUCGGAGAUACGAAGAUGAACUGAAUAAUGUACAGGAUGAGAUGGAAAGCCUCCGUCACACGACUCAGCGUGAAAAGGCGCAAUUAUCUGGGGAAUUGGCACAAACUAAAGAGGAAGUGCGUCACCUCAUGGUCAAGGUAUUUGUCCUCGAGCAGAGAGUCGCCCUGGAGUCGAACAGUGAAUCAAGUGUCGACGAGAGAGUUGCCGAUCUGAUGAGAGAGAGAACACUGUUGGAGAGAAAACUGGAAGAGGCCCAUCUCCAUUUGUCGGACAUUAAGACCAGUUGGUCAGGAAAGAUAUCCUCCUUGGAGACACAGGUCGGCAGACUGAGCAGACAAGCUGGAGAAGAAGGUCUGGAGAGACGAAGGGUUGAGGAGGAGAAGGAGAAACUCAAGCAGAGGGUGAAGCAGUUGGAGGCUGAUAUUGAGGUGAACAAUGUUGUAAUGGCAACGAAAGAUGCUAAGCUUUUGCGUAUGGCGGAAGACAUCGACGAGAUGGCAACGGAACUUAAAGAGCUCCGUGCCAGCGUUGAUGAUGAGGUCGAAGAGUUUAAACGACAAAUAGGUUCAUCGAACGAAGAGUUCGUAAAACUAAGGUCCGACUUGGAAGAGAAGACUAAACAAUUGUCAGAGGUGCAAACAGAAUUGGAGCAGUUGAAAUUGGCCUGCGAAGCUGAGAAAUCAAACAACACCUCCUUGCACCUGCAAUUAGCACGAUUACGAGAGAACCUUGAGACUGAAAGAACAUCCUCCGCUACCCUGAGGCUUUCCCUCGAGAAGGAGCGCGACGAGAAGGACCUGGCGCUUCUCAGGAAUGCCCAGGUCUCGCAGGAUUUCGAGCUUGCGAUGCAGGAGAAGAGGAUUCAGGAGACUGAGAACGUGGAGCUACAGAGUAAGAUCGAGAACCUCGAGAGGACUAUGAAGAAGAUGAGGUACGACAUGGACGAGUCCUCGAGGGGCUUCGAAGAGGCCAGGGAGAGGCUAGCAGUGUUUGAACGGGCGGAGGAUGAUCGAAAGAAAAACGAGGAGAUGGAGAGGACGUUGAAGAACAAUUUAUCGGAUAUGGAGGAACAGCUGAGCGAUAAAACAAAGACAAUCAAAGUGCUCCAGCAGAGACUAGCCGACAUGAAGAAGACACUUCAACGAGAAUUACGAGUACCUUCAUCAUCAUUGGACAGUGAUGCUGAGCCACCCCCAGCAAUACUCAACCCCAGUUCAUCGAAAACUGUCACUGCCAAAAAUUCCAGCGGCCAAGAGGAAGACGUCAACUUUAAAUAUCUCAAGCACGUGCUGAUUAAAUUCCUGACGAGUAGGGAAUACGAGGCGCUCCAUCUAACAAGAGCCGUCGCCACACUCUUACAUUUUUCACCAGAGGAAGAAAGACUGCUCCAGGAAACACUGGAAUGGAAAAUGUCGUGGUUUGGCACACGUCCAAAUCUAGGAUUCGGGCAGACAGCAAAAGCCAUUCCCCCCAGCUGAUAGUGAGGUGUUUUCUCCGUUCAAGGAGAACAGCCAAUUCCAAUGGGCCAAAGUGUCACUGACUUUGAAUCAUAUUCCAUUGACGAAUCACUGCUCCCACUGUCUCGAUCUAUUUUUGGGUAGAAGCUGACAGGUUGUAGGAAUAGGGAUGAACGAAAUUCCAUGAAUUUUUUUAGAACCAAUAACUUAUGCCAAUCAAUUAACACGGAUAUUCAUUUGAUGAUUUUGCCUGCGUGUGAGCCCUUGUGAUGUUUAUGUGAAUUUUAAUUUUUUUUUGUACAAACUGCUUGUGUAUGUUACUGCAAAUUUGCAGGGGAUGAGUUGAAGUGAUGGGAUUAUUUCAUUCCACGUAAAAAAGAUAACCCCGACGAUUAACCGUAAUUGUAAUGAGAUUAUGAUGAGUUUGAGUAUUGUUGAAGAGCCAGACACAUAGUCCAUACCGACAGAAAAGGGCCAAAUUUUAAUCUUGAAAAUUGGAUAUUUAAUUAUAUAAAUUAGGAAGAGGGAAAAGCACAUUAUUAAUGACCCUGUUGACCCACUGAUGUGGCCAAAAGUAAUUUGCACGAUCAACCGAUUUUUAAAUGAGAUUUUCUAAACUGUGACGAGACUUUCCGUCAAUUUUUCAAUAAAAAUUCGAUUGACAGGAUUUUUUCAUUUCACAUAGACGAGAAACCCCGAACGAUUAGACGUAAUUAUGAUGGGCUUGAGUACUUUGAAGAUGUUGACCGACAGUUGAAAAUUUUUCAGAUAAAUAAAUAGUACGAGAAGUUUCAUAGACAUUCACCCGCUUCGUGGACCGAGAAGUAUUAAUAAUGCACUGUCAACUAACAUUUUCCUAACAGAGAUGAAAGAGAGUGAAAUAGAGAAUAGAAGAUGGGGAUUUGGGGGUGAAACGCGUUGAACAUGUUCCGAAAGAUUUCAAUACGGAGUUACUGUGCCUAAUUGAGCCAUCUUAUCAUAGAUCCAAACUGUUGAUACAUUGUACAUUAAAUAAACAGCAUGGAACCAUUCAAUAA
Messenger RNA from Diachasmimorpha longicaudata, 3706 nucleotides. Its product is annotated as golgin subfamily A member 1-like. The transcript is spliced from 8 exons. Gene Ontology annotation, cellular component: Golgi apparatus. The coding region runs from base 519 to 2690 and encodes 723 amino acids. The record is from RefSeq and is a predicted model, not a curated record. NCBI's taxonomy places the organism in Eukaryota, Metazoa, Arthropoda, Insecta, Hymenoptera, Braconidae.